Arxiozyma heterogenica is the source of this 780-nucleotide messenger RNA. It is a transcript of the gene ARO7, whose product is annotated as chorismate mutase ARO7. The record is from RefSeq and is a predicted model, not a curated record. Gene Ontology annotation, biological process: chorismate metabolic process; aromatic amino acid biosynthetic process. Gene Ontology annotation, molecular function: chorismate mutase activity. Gene Ontology annotation, cellular component: cytoplasm. The transcript has a single exon. Lineage: Eukaryota; Fungi; Ascomycota; Saccharomycetes; Saccharomycetales; Saccharomycetaceae. The coding region runs from base 1 to 780 and encodes 259 amino acids.
AUGGAUUUUACUAAACCUGAGACUGUGUUGAAUUUACAAAAUAUUAGAGGUGAAUUGAUCAAGAUGGAAGAUUCUAUUAUCUUCAAAUUUAUCGAAAGAUCACAUUUUGCUACUUGCUAUGGUGUCUAUCAAAUCGAUAACCCAAACCUCACUCUUGGCUCGGAUUUCCACGGCUCUUUCCUAGAUUGGGCUUUGAUGCAUUUAGAGAUCACGCAUUCACAACUAAGAAGAUUUGAGUCUCCAGAUCAAACCCCAUUUUUCCCUGAUAAAAUACUUAAAUCGAUCCUGCCAAGCAUAAAUUACCCUAAGAUAUUGGCAAACUAUUCGAACGAAAUCAAUUAUAAUGAUAAAAUUAAAAAAAUCUAUAUUGAAAAGAUGGUCCCACUUAUCUCCAAAGUAAAUAAAGAUGAUCCAAACAACUAUGGGUCAAUUGCAUCUUGUGAUAUUGAAUGUUUACAGAGUCUAAGUAGAAGAAUCCAUUUUGGGAAAUUUGUAGCUGAAGCUAAAUACCAAGCUAAUAAAGAAUUGUAUAAUGAUUUAAUCAUUAAGAAGGACGUUGAUGGAAUCAUGCACAAUAUAACUAAUACAGAAGUGGAAGCUAAGAUCUUGGAAAGAUUGACUAAAAAGGCAGAAGUCUAUGGUGUUGAUCCAACUAACGUUGAAGGGGAAAGAAGAAUAACACCCAAGUAUUUAGUCAAGAUUUAUAAAGAAUUUGUUAUUCCAAUCACGAAAGAAGUCGAAGUAGAAUACUUAUUAAGAAGAUUGGAAGAUCCAAAUUAA